This is a messenger RNA of Varanus komodoensis (Komodo dragon), 2564 nucleotides long. It is a transcript of the gene CLPTM1, whose product is annotated as CLPTM1 regulator of GABA type A receptor forward trafficking. The record is from RefSeq and is a predicted model, not a curated record. The coding region runs from base 27 to 2060 and encodes 677 amino acids. Gene Ontology annotation, cellular component: endomembrane system; membrane. The transcript has 14 exons. Lineage: Eukaryota; Metazoa; Chordata; Lepidosauria; Squamata; Varanidae.
UCCACGCCAGGCAACGGCGCAGCAAGAUGGCGGCGCCGGAGACGGAGGUGGCGGCGGCGGGUCCCGGGACCGGCCCAGAGCAGCAAGUGACCAGCAAUGGAACUGCAGGGGGAGGCGAAGGGGUCGUCGAAACCCAGCAACAGAACCAGCCCCAGCAGCAAGCGCCAAAUGCCUGGCAAGUCAUCAAAGGAGUCUUGUUCAGGAUUUUUAUCAUCUGGGCCAUCAGCAGUUGGUUCCGUCGUGGGCCGGCACCACAGGAUCAGACGACCGCUGGUGGGACACCGAGAGCGCCAAGCCGAAAUCUCUUUCCUAAAGACACUUUAAUGGAUCUUCACGUCUAUAUAUCAGAGCAUGAGCACUUUACAGAUUUCAAUGCUACCUCGGCAUUGUUUUGGGAGCAAAGAGAUCUUGUGUACGGCGACUGGACAAGCGGCAAGAAUUCCGACGGGUGCUAUGAGCACUAUGCAGAGCUGGAUAUCCCUGAGAGCGUUCAGCACAAUGGUUCCAUCUACAUCCACGUGUAUUUUACGAAGAGUGGCUUCCAUCCUGAUCCGAAGCAGAAGAAUCUGUACAGGCGACUAGCGACAGUCCACACCUCACGAAUGAUAAAUAAGUACAAACGCCGGCGUUUCCAGAAAACCAAGAAUCUGCUGACAGGGGAGACGGAAGCAGACCCAGAAAUGAUAAAAAGAGCAGAAGACUUUGGCCCCGUGGAAGUCAUCUCGCACUGGCACCCGAACCUCACCAUCAACAUUGUGGAUGACCACACACCCUGGGUAAAGGGCAGCGUCCCUCCACCUCUGGACCAAUAUGUGAAAUUCGACGCGGUGAGUGGCGACUACUACCCGAUCCUAUACUUCAACGAUUACUGGAACUUGCAGAAGGACUACUUCCCCAUCAACGAGUCCGUGGAGCGCCUGCCCUUCCGCCUGUCCUUCUGCCCGCUCUCGCUGUGGCGGUGGCAGCUGUACGCGGCCCAGAGUACCAAGUCCCCCUGGAACUUCUUUGGGGAGGACUUUUAUGAACAGUCGGACGAAGAGCAAGACUCGGUGAAGGUUGCUCUGUUGGAAACGAAUCCAUACUUGCUCGCUCUGACUAUUGUGGUUUCCAUUGUACAUAGCAUUUUUGAAUUUCUCGCUUUCAAAAAUGAUAUUCAGUUCUGGAACAGCAGGCAGUCUCUAGAGGGACUCUCGGUCCGGUCCGUAUUCUUCGGGGUGUUCCAGUCACUUGUGGUUCUUCUUUACAUCCUGGACAACGAAACCAACUUUGUGGUGCAAGUCAGUGUCUUCAUUGGGCUCCUCAUUGACCUUUGGAAGAUCACCAAGGUCAUGGACGUCAGGCUGGACCGGGAAAACAAGGUUGCCGGGAUCUUCCCACGCUUAACAUUCAAAGACAAGUCAACAUACAUAGAGACAUCUACCAAAGUCUACGAUGAUAUGGCUUUCCGGUAUCUCUCUUGGAUCCUCUUCCCGCUACUGGGCUGCUACGCCGUGUACAGCCUCCUGUACCUGGAGCACAAGGGCUGGUACUCCUGGGUCCUCAGCAUGCUCUACGGGUUCCUGCUGACCUUUGGGUUCAUCACCAUGACGCCCCAGCUGUUCAUCAACUACAAGCUGAAGUCGGUCGCUCACCUGCCAUGGCGGAUGCUCACCUACAAAGCCCUCAACACCUUCAUCGACGACCUCUUUGCCUUCGUCAUCAAGAUGCCCAUGAUGUACAGGAUAGGAUGCCUUCGAGAUGAUGUCGUGUUCUUCAUUUACCUCUACCAGCGCUGGAUCUACCGAGUGGAUCCGACCCGCGUCAACGAGUUCGGGAUCAGUGGGGAGGAGCAGGGAUCUCGGACGACGACGCAGAGCGCGGCCCAGGAGGAUGGCCAUCCCGCAGUGCCCGCCAGCAGCAGCGCGCCCAGGGCGAUCUCAGAGGGCCCGGCCAACGGCGCCCCUGCGGCAGUGACAGAGCGGGCGGCCCGCAGCACUCCGGCGGCUGGCUCGGCAGGCGUGCCAGACGGCGUCCUGGAAACAGCCCUGCCGAAAACGGCAGAGGAGAAGAAGAAAGAUUAACCUGCUCUAACUGUUAUUUUUUAAAAUCCCUAACUUGACACUCUCACUGUUGGAUAAUGGACAGAAGGCAAAUGGGUGGGGGCAGGCGUUGCUUCGGCCCUCCAGGGUCCAAAGCGUUCUAUUUUAUAUUCCAGUCAACUCGUGGGGGCAGCCAGGGGGGCAUGGGAGUCCCAGGAUGAGGGAAAAGAGACCACCGGAGAUGUUGGUGGCGUUCGGUGUGACAUGUUGUAUCCAUGGGAGAGAAACCUCACCCCACUCACCCCUCCGUCAGUCUCUAUGUUAAACGCAAAACUCAAACCAGUAAUCAUUGUGACCUUCAUUCCAUUGUGCGGGUAUUUAGGACAUUGUUAUUAAGGAGUUUCCCUCCGAGUUGUGUCUCCGUUUCAUAAAGAGAGCUGAUUAUCAGAACAAAAUGAAACAGAAAAUACCGUUUCUCAUCGUUACAUCCUAAUACAGACUCUGGAUUUAAUAAAUUCAUAUGGGUGUUUAAGUUAAGAACCACAA